Molecule: messenger RNA, 561 nt
Organism: Trametes versicolor FP-101664 SS1
Lineage: Eukaryota; Fungi; Basidiomycota; Agaricomycetes; Polyporales; Polyporaceae
Exons: 2
Coding region: 1-561 (186 amino acids)
Source: RefSeq, a predicted model, not a curated record
AUGUCAACGACGGCGACGAGCGCCACCGCCUCAGCUUCCUCCACGGUCUCACCCGCGCAGUCCAAGAGCGCGACCGCCCUCGCGCUAGGCAUCUCUCUUGCAGUGGUUGCGAUAUUGGUCGUUGGCGGGCUCGCGGUGUACUUCGUACGGCGGCGGCACAAGGCGAAGCGGGAUGCGGAGAAGGCGGACGAGAUCUCCGCGCACAGACGGACGUACAUGGUGUCAGUCGACCCGAACCACCUCGCUGCUCGCGUCACGCCAUUUGGGGUGGACGCGCCAGAGCUGGAGGUCCCUAAAUUUGUUCAUCAACCAGGGCAGAACAUGCGCGUCGCGUACCGGCGCUCAGAUGGCGGGUGGGAGUUUACAGCUGAACCCACCCCUAGCCAGUCACUCGACCUUACGCGGGAUCUCACGAUGUACUCCCGGACAAACACCAAGGAGAAGAAGUUGAGGCCCGGAGAGCUCACUACCCGCGGGUACGUCGAGCCCGAUGUGGAGGGUAACCCGCCUCCAGCAUAUUACCACGACGGGAGCCUGUUCAGCGACAGCACUGGCCACUAG